AUUAUUCCAUUGCUAAUCAUCAUUCUCUUAUAACCCUCACGGCUGAUGACUGAAAACGUCUCAUUUAAAAUGAGUUGAGCUAGCUGCGGGUCUCCGAGACAUCCCCGAGGUCGGAGGGGCCCUGGAGACGGAGCUGGUGCCCCGCGGCUGUUUUUAGUGUUUGACUCAUCGCUUUCAGGAGUGAGAAAACCAAAGGCUACUAAUGAGAAUUUCUGAGUGAGAAAGAGUCAACAUCCCUUCAAGUUCGACCAAACGCCCCCUUUCAACCCAAUCAACCAACCCAUAAAUCAGACAUUCAACAUGGCUCCCGCCUCUCACGACCACAUCCUGACGCUCUCGUGCCCGGACAAGUCCGGCAUCGUCCACGCCGUGACGGGGGUGUUUGCGGCCGAGAAGCUCAACAUCCUGGACCUCCAGCAGUUCUCCGACCCCGUAUCGGAAAAGUUUUUCAUGCGUGUGCACUUUGGGCCGACCGAGUCCGAGUCGACGGAGCACCUCAAGGGCCCGUUCGACGCCCUCGCCGCCGAUCUUCAGCUGGACUGGUACCGCAUCCGGCCCGUCGCCCGGAAGCUGCGCACCCUGAUCAUGGUCUCCAAGAUCGGACACUGCCUCAACGACCUCCUCUUCCGCGCAAAGUCGGGCCAGCUGCCCAUUGACAUCCCCCUCAUCGUCUCCAACCACAACGAGUACCAGGGCCUGGCCGGCAACUACGGCAUCGACUUCCACCACUUGCCUGUCAACAAGGACACCAAGGCUGAGCAGGAGGAGGCUAUCCUGCGCCUGGUCAAGGAGAACGAUAUUGAGCUCAUCGUUUUGGCCCGCUACAUGCAGGUUCUGUCACCCAAGCUGUGCGAGGCCAUGUCCGGCAAAAUCAUCAACAUCCACCACUCCUUUCUGCCAUCUUUCAAGGGCGCGAAGCCCUACCAUCAGGCCUACGAGCGCGGUGUCAAGAUCAUUGGCGCGACGGCCCACUUCGUUACGGCCGACUUGGACGAGGGCCCGAUCAUCGAGCAGCGCAUUGCUAGAGUUGACCACUGCAUGAGCCCCAAGGACCUUGUCGAGGAGGGAUCCAAUAUUGAGAGCCAGGUUCUGGCUGCCGCAGUCAAGUGGACUGCCGAGGGACGCGUGUUCCUCAACAAGACCAAGACGGUUGUUUUCAAUUAGGUAUCAAAAAGGACAGGGCAUUCUGAAAGGAAAUGAUAAAUAAAAGUUGGUCUUUUUUCCUGCA
This is a messenger RNA of Colletotrichum scovillei, 1228 nucleotides long. RefSeq names its product formyltetrahydrofolate deformylase. Gene Ontology annotation, molecular function: formyltetrahydrofolate deformylase activity. Gene Ontology annotation, biological process: 'de novo' IMP biosynthetic process. The transcript has a single exon. The record is from RefSeq and is a predicted model, not a curated record. NCBI's taxonomy places the organism in Eukaryota, Fungi, Ascomycota, Sordariomycetes, Glomerellales, Glomerellaceae. Bases 301 to 1164 code for a protein of 287 amino acids.